AUGCCACCAACAUCAACACCAACAAAAGCCCUCCGAAUCAAACUCCGCCGCCUCUGCGAAAAGUGGGAAAAGUGUCGGCCGUACGUGGAGAGGGUGAAGGACAUCUGA
Plenodomus lingam JN3 is the source of this 108-nucleotide messenger RNA. The record is from RefSeq and is a predicted model, not a curated record. Lineage: Eukaryota; Fungi; Ascomycota; Dothideomycetes; Pleosporales; Leptosphaeriaceae.